AUGGAAUUCAUUGAGCGACCCUAUGUCCUAUAUACGCACAAGCUAUAUGCAGAUGGUUUAGGCUCCAAUUAUGGAAUAGUUUUGACCAGCUGGAUCCGGGGCGCAUUCUCGCGUCCCCACAUCAAUUUGUUUCCGAAUAAGUUCCAGAAUGGCUUUGCCGGACAUCGUUUCCAGGUAUCGGCUGCCGAUCAGCCGCCGUUUAUCUUUCGCAUCCGGUCGCUGGACUCGUCGGGGAUGGGCCAGUUGCGCUGGGACGGCGUCGAGAUGCGCCUGAUGAACAUGAUUGCCCAGCGUUUGAACUUCAGCUUGGACAUUACUGAGACGCCCAAUGUUGCCAACUCUCGCAGCGCCGUGGACAGCAUUCAGAUGCAGAUUUCGCAGGGCAGCGUCGACAUAGGCAUGUCCGGCAUUUACUUGACGGAGUCACGAAUGCUGGAGACGGACAUGUCUGUGGGUCACUCGCGUGACUGUGCGGCAUUCAUAACGCUAGCAUCGAAGGCCCUGCCCAAAUACCGGGCCAUAAUGGGGCCCUUUCAGUGGCCAGUCUGGGCGGCACUGGUCUCCGUGUAUCUGGGUGGCAUAUUCCCCAUUGUCUUCACGGACCGACUGACUCUGAGCCAUCUAAUGGGCAAUUGGGGUGAAAUCGAGAACAUGUUCUGGUACGUCUUCGGUAUGUUCACCAACGCGUUCACAUUUACGGGCAAAUACGCCUGGGGCAAUACGGAGAAGACAUCCACUCGCCUUCUAAUCGGCUCCUACUGGCUGUUCACCAUUAUCAUAACAUCUUGCUACACAGGCUCUAUUAUUGCGUUCGUCACACUGCCCGCCUUUCCGGAUACCGUCGACUCUGUAAUGGACCUGCUUGGUCUCUUCUUUCGCGUUUGCACGCUGGACAACGGUGGCUGGGAGACUUGGUUCCAGAACUCCACACAUGAAGCCACGUCCAAGCUGUACAAGAAAAUGGAGUUUGUUAGCACCCUGGAGGAGGGCAUUGGCAAUGUUACUCAGAGCUUCUUCUGGAAUUACGCGUUUCUCGGCUCAAAGGCGCGGCUUGAAUAUCUCGUUCAAUCUAACUAUUCUAAUGAUAACCUCUCGCGACGUUCGGCAUUGCAUCUGAGUGAAGAAUGCUUUGCACUCUUUCAAAUUGGAUUCCUCUUUCCACGGAACUCGGUGUACAAGCGGAAGAUUGACUCGAUGAUAAUGAUGGCACAGGAGAGUGGACUAAUGAUCAAGCUGGGUCAUGAGGUCAGCUGGGCUAUGCAGAGGUCUGCCACGGGUCGCCUCUUACAGGCGAGCACCACCUCAUCGCUGCGAGAAAUCAUACAGGAGGAGCGUCAGUUGACCACCGCUGACACGGAGGGCAUGUUUCUGCUGAUGGGCAUUGGCUACUUAAUGGGCGCGAUCGCACUCGUCUCCGAGAUCGUUGGCGGCAUCACCAAUAAGUGUCGGCAAAUCAUAAAGCGCUCACGCAAAUCCGCCUCCAGCACUUGGUCAUCACAGCACAGCUCAGCCGUGGUUCGCACCAUAGCCGAGCAGCAGGCACACGAUGUGCGUAAAGCGGCGCGUCGGCAUGCUGCCGAGGAUGCCAAUCAACGGAUGGGAUUCGGAAUGCGAGAGUUCAAUCUGACACGAACAACGCUACGCGAACUAUAUAAUGCCAACAGGUCGGAGACCCAGCCACUGCAGUUGUCCGAUUCACACCCAUUGGAUGCAGCUCCUCUUUCGUCGAUUACCAUCCAAGAGGUGCCCAGUGAAGUCUAUGAGACCUUGGACGGUCUCGAUCAGUUCAUAGCCCAACUGGAGUUGGCCGAUGGGCAGGAAGACACCGAACUCAGCGAAAACGAUAUUUCCAAUGGAGGACUCUACAUCGAACAAGAUCAUCACAUCGAUUAGAGCUCGCAAACGUCCUAUGACCUCAUACAGAAAAAGCGCUAGAGGAUAUUAAAGCUCUAACUGCAUCCCCAGUCUCAUACCACUCUGUGUUUUAAAGUAAAAGCUCAAAUAAAGAAAUGUUGAAACGACUUAUGCAUUUAUUUAUUGGCAUUGAGUGUCUCCGGUUCUCCUUUCAAGCAGCCUAUUUAAUUCUCCCCUACAUUAGUCAACAUUUUGUUUUUUUUUUCGUGAGAUUUACUUUCCCAUAUAUAUAUUUUCGAUCAGUGUGCUUGCUUAUGCCCUAGGAAUAUGUUCGCGUUGCUGCGCAUUCGAUUCAUCAAACGAAGCUUUCUAAAGUCCAUUAAAGCGUCUCUCAACUAUGACUAGGAGAGAGACGCAGAAGCAUUGGAGAAUAUCAAUGCUCAAAUGAGAUUUAUCAUAUAAAAAA
Messenger RNA from Drosophila arizonae, 2320 nucleotides. It is a transcript of the gene Ir21a, whose product is annotated as Ionotropic receptor 21a. The record is from RefSeq and is a predicted model, not a curated record. Gene Ontology annotation, cellular component: membrane. Gene Ontology annotation, molecular function: ligand-gated monoatomic ion channel activity. NCBI's taxonomy places the organism in Eukaryota, Metazoa, Arthropoda, Insecta, Diptera, Drosophilidae.